AUGAUAUUGGGACACUGGCUUUUCAGUGCCAUCAUGGUUUCCAGCCACUACUUGGUUUUGCUUCUCUGCUUUUUGCUGCUGCUUCCUCUUUUGCCAGCUGCAGUCUUCUUAAAGCAGGAGCAGGCAAACAGCUUGCUGAAAAGACAAAGAAGAGCGAAUAGCUUCUUUGAAGAGUUAAAAAUAGGAUCGCUACAACGGGAGUGCUUUGAAGAAGUGUGUUCAUAUGAGGAAGCCAGAGAAAUCUUCCAAGAUGUUAAAAGGACAAUGGAAUUCUGGCAGAAUUAUGUUGAUGCCAAUCAGUGUGACUCUAACCCCUGUCAGAAUGGUGGGACAUGUGUUGACCAAUUUCAGGCUUAUGUUUGCCUUUGCCCUGAGGAGUAUAAGGGCAAAAACUGUGAAAAAGGUCUGAUUGACAAACCGACGUGCAUUAAUGAAAAUGGUCACUGUGAACAUUAUUGCAUUGACAGUCCAACCAUGAUACGACAAUGCUUUUGUGCAGAGGGUUACGUACUAGCAAGUGAUGAAGUGUCCUGUACUCCCCAAGUGGAUUACCCAUGUGGGAAAAUACCUGUUUUGGCAAAGCAAAACACAACUCAGCGGGGGAGAAUUGUAGGUGGUUAUGUCUGUCCUCCAGGUGAAUGUCCGUGGCAGGCUCUGCUAAUAGAGAAUGAGAAACCAAAGUGUGGGGGUUCCCUGGUGGGACCGAGCUGGGUGGUUACUGCCGCUCACUGCUUAGAGAACACACAUCCCAAACAGCUCCGAGUAAAACUGGGUGAACACAUAAUAGAUCAUGAGGAUGAAGGGGAGCAAGAAAGGAAGGUUUCUGAAAUCAUAAUUCAUGAAAAAUAUAUUCCACGAACAACUGACCAUGACAUUGCCUUGCUGCGCCUGGAGGCGCCUGUUAACUUCAGUGAUUAUGUGGUACCGAUAUGUUUGCCCGAGAAACAGUUUGCAACGUCUGAGCUGUCCUCCAUUAGGUUCUCCACAGUGAGUGGUUGGGGGCGUCUAAUAGAAGGAGGUGCUACUGCUGCUGUUCUUAUGAGAGUUGAUGUUCCACGUGUAAAGACACAAGAGUGUAUACGUGAGGCCAACUUAACUAUUACAGAGAACAUGUUCUGUGCAGGAGACCUCAGUGGGACUAAAGACUCCUGCAAGGGGGACAGUGGCGGACCUCAUGCCACAAAGUACAACACCACCUGGUUUCUGACAGGGAUUGUCAGCUGGGGGAAGGGGUGUGCUACCAAAGGCACUUACGGGGUUUACACAAGGGUGUCUAAAUAUCUCGAAUGGUUAAACAAUCACAUGGAUUCAUAA
Molecule: messenger RNA, 1314 nt
Organism: Emys orbicularis (European pond turtle)
Lineage: Eukaryota; Metazoa; Chordata; Testudines; Emydidae
Gene: F7
Product: coagulation factor VII
Exons: 8
Coding region: 1-1314 (437 amino acids)
Biological process (GO): proteolysis; blood coagulation
Cellular component (GO): extracellular region
Molecular function (GO): calcium ion binding; serine-type endopeptidase activity
Source: RefSeq, a predicted model, not a curated record